AUGCCCGUGGGUGUGUGCGUCAUCACCGGCUUCCUGGGGAGCGGUAAGACGACGCUGGUGAAUUACGUGUUAAAGGCCGAUCACGGCUAUCGCAUCGCCGUCGUGCUCAAUGAUUUCGGCGCCGAACUGGGCGUGGAGAAGAUGCUCGUGCAGCAGGACGGCGUAGACGGAACGAACGAAUCGCGAACCUUGGUCGAGGACUGGGUCGAACUGAACAACGGAUGCGUGUGCUGCACCGUCAAGGGGACCCUGGUGCAGACAAUCGAGGGAUUGCUCGAGAAGAGACGAGAGAUGGGUGAGAAGUUUGAUUUCAUCUUGCUCGAGACCACCGGGCUCGCCGACCCGGGACCGGUGGCGCGCGAGCUUUGGGUCGACGAUGAGCUCGUGGAGGAGGAUGGGGCGGUGUUAGAUUCUAUUGUGACCUUGGUUGACGCGUCGAACGUCGAGAAACAGCUCGAGGAGAACAAGGAGGCGACGCUACAGGUGGCGUACGCGGAUACCAUUCUGUUGAACAAGUCAGACUUGGUACAGGUGGAGGAUGUGGAGCGAAUCAAGGCCCGCUUGGAGACGAUCAACGCCGAGGCAGAGAUCGUGGUAACGACGCGCUCGAAAGUUGACUUAGGAAUAGUGCUCAAUCAAGGGACCGUGGCCGCGGGUGGACGCGGGAAGAAGCCGGUGUUAAGCGCGUUUGCGGCGGCGCCGCCGAGCGCCGUCUUGAGCUCUGGAGGCGGUUUUUGGGCGAAGGGCGUUGAGAAGAUCGCGCCGUCUAGCGUGCAUGACGCGCAAAUUCGCACUGUGUGCGUCGCCGCGCGCGGCUUCAUGGAAGUAUCGGCCUUUGAGCGUUGGUUUGAGGAUUUGCUCUGGGAGCGCCGAAACGAAGAAGGCGGACCGGACAUUUUGCGCGCCAAGGGCCUGCUAUACACCUCGGGAUCGGACAAACGUCGGGUUUUACAAGCCGUUCGCGAGGUGUACGAAAUCACCGACGGUCCUGUGGAGGAAAAUCUAGAGGAAGCGAUGAAUAAAGUCGUCUUCAUUGGACGCAACCUCGACGAGAAGGCUCUCGCGGCGGGACUCGAGGCGUGCAUAGUCAAGCAAUCUUAG
This is a messenger RNA of Ostreococcus tauri, 1101 nucleotides long. RefSeq names its product Cobalamin (vitamin B12) biosynthesis CobW-like,C-terminal. Bases 1 to 1101 code for a protein of 366 amino acids. Gene Ontology annotation, cellular component: cytoplasm. The record is from RefSeq and is a predicted model, not a curated record. The transcript has a single exon. Lineage: Eukaryota; Viridiplantae; Chlorophyta; Mamiellophyceae; Mamiellales; Bathycoccaceae.